CAGUCAAGUGGGCAGCACUAUAUUCAAGUGACGUGGAACGCUAGAAAUGCUCGAGCGUGGAAACUUCGCUGCUGGAUUUGAAUUAAAUAGCCACUGCCGGACUGCUGGAUAGCUAAAAUGUUGGACUUUGUGGUGGUAUUCACGAAGGGCGGCGUCGUGCUGUGGAACUCGAAGUCGAAUGGGAGCACCAGUACCCCGUCCGAGAGCACUUUCUCCUCCUGCAUCAAUGGCCUGAUCCGUGGCGUGAUCCUGGAGGAACGCAAUACUGAGGCCAAGUACUAUGAGGAGGACCAUCUGGCUGUGCAGUUCAAGCUAGACAAUGAACUGGACCUGGUCUAUGCAGCCGUAUUCCAAAAGGUCAUUAAGCUGACCUACCUGGACACUUUCCUGGCCGACAUGCAGCUGGCCUUUAGGGAGAAGUUCGGCGGCAUCUCUGCCGCUGGUCGCCUCUCGGAAUCUUAUGACUUUGAUCGGGAAUUCAAACGCGUCCUGAGCGCCGCCGAAGAGGCUUCCGCCAAGCAGGUGAAGGCUCCCAAGGCUAUGCGCUCCUACAACGAAUCGCAAAAGUCGAAGAAGACCGUCGCCUCGAUGAUCCAGGACGAUGGAAAGAAGUCCGCGCCGGAGAAGCGUGUAAACAUCCAGGAGACGCAGCCACAGCAGCAGGCACCGUUGUCGCCGCGCUCCAAGGAGGAAAUCAUAGCCGAGAACAGGCGCAAGCUGAGGGAGAAACUGACGCCCACCAAGAAGACCUCGCCGGGCGAUACCAAGCCGAGCAAGUCCUCGGCCAGCGAAAAGGCGGGUAAGAAGCCGCGCGUCUGGGAUCUGGGUGGUAAUUCCAAGGACGCCGUGCUGCUGGACCGAUCCAAGGAUGCUCCCGAGGAUGUCCAAUACCAGAGCAUCAACAGCGACCUGGUGGGCACCAUGCAGGGCGUGAUUCCCGACUUGGAUGUGGAGAGCGAGGACGAUGAGGCCAACGGCACCGACUCCACGGACGAGGAGGAGAGUGAGGAACUGGUGCAGUCGAGGAAGAACAAACGUGGCGGCGGCCUGCUGUCGUACUUCAAGGGUAUCGUUGGCGCCAAGACCAUGUCGCUGGCGGAGCUGCAGCCGGCGCUGGAGAAGAUGCGCGAUCAUCUGAUAUCCAAGAACGUGGCCGCCGAGAUAGCGGCCAAGCUGUGCGAUUCGGUGGCCAGCAGCCUGGAGGGCAAACAAAUGGGAACGUUCGACAGUGUCGCUGGACAGGUUAAGGAGGCACUGACACAGUCGCUUGUGAGGAUUCUGUCGCCCAAGCGGCGCAUCGACAUCAUCCGCGAUGCCCUGGAAUCGAAGCGCAACGGACGACCCUACACCAUCAUCUUUUGCGGCGUGAACGGUGUGGGCAAGUCCACCAAUCUGGCCAAGAUCUGCUUCUGGCUGAUUGAGAACGACUUCAACGUACUGAUCGCCGCCUGUGACACGUUCCGUGCCGGAGCUGUGGAGCAGCUGCGCACCCACACCCGCCAUCUGAACGCCCUGCAUCCGGCGACCAAGCACAACGGCCGCACCAUGGUCCAGCUGUACGAGAAGGGCUACGGCAAGGACGCCGCCGGCAUCGCCAUGGAGGCCAUCAAGUUCGCCCACGACACCAAGGUCGAUGUGGUGCUGGUGGACACAGCCGGACGCAUGCAGGACAACGAGCCACUCAUGCGUUCCCUUUCCAAGCUGAUCAAGGUGAAUAAUCCGGAUCUGGUGCUAUUUGUUGGCGAGGCUCUCGUGGGCAACGAGGCCGUGGAUCAACUGGUCAAGUUCAAUCAGUCCCUGGCCGACUACUCCUCCAACGAGAAUCCGCACAUCAUCGACGGCAUCGUCCUCACCAAGUUCGACACCAUUGACGACAAGGUGGGCGCCGCCAUCUCGAUGACCUACAUCACCGGCCAGCCCAUCGUGUUUGUGGGCACGGGCCAGACCUAUGCCGACCUCAAGGCCAUCAACGUGACCGCGGUGGUCAACUCGCUUAUGAAGUAGACGCCACUCCUCCAUCCUGUCGUCAGCCUCUCCUCUAUUCCGAUCUUUGUUUACCUGCUUUCCUCCUCAUUUUGUUUCUUCCCAGGAUUAAAUAUAGUGCUUUUGUCCAUUUUGUUGUUGAAAA
Molecule: messenger RNA, 2128 nt
Organism: Drosophila ananassae
Lineage: Eukaryota; Metazoa; Arthropoda; Insecta; Diptera; Drosophilidae
Gene: SrpRalpha
Product: signal recognition particle receptor subunit alpha homolog
Exons: 3
Coding region: 118-2004 (628 amino acids)
Biological process (GO): SRP-dependent cotranslational protein targeting to membrane
Cellular component (GO): signal recognition particle receptor complex; endoplasmic reticulum membrane
Molecular function (GO): GTPase activity; signal recognition particle binding; GTP binding
Source: RefSeq, a predicted model, not a curated record